This is a messenger RNA of Haliotis rufescens (red abalone), 2210 nucleotides long. RefSeq names its product multiple epidermal growth factor-like domains protein 10. Lineage: Eukaryota; Metazoa; Mollusca; Gastropoda; Lepetellida; Haliotidae. Gene Ontology annotation, molecular function: scavenger receptor activity. The transcript has 10 exons. The record is from RefSeq and is a predicted model, not a curated record. Bases 105 to 1892 code for a protein of 595 amino acids.
AUAACCAGUGAGACAAGUGUGUCCAAGGAAAGUUGACUCCACCUGAGCUGUGUGGAAGGCACAAAUAUGUCCUGCAGGUUCUUAUGUGAUGGAAAACGCGUAUCAUGCGUAUCAAAGUACGGAUACAGGACAAAGACAGACAUGCAUUUCAGAUAUUUACAUUGUAUGUAAGCAGCCCCCAGCUCAUAGAUGUCCAUGUUUAUUUUGACAGUGAGCAACAUCAGGUGUCCCAGCUAUACAGUCAAGCGGAAACAAUUUCCUGGUUGUCAAACAUGUCGGGUGUGUGGAUACUGACUGUCACCGUGGUCACAUCGGCUUUCUGGAUACAGGUUAUAAUUGGUACCAGCUGCCCGAUAGGAAGGUUCGGAGACACGUGUAGCUACUCAUGCCAAUGUACUCCACCCUGUAACCAGACAACGGGAGUCUGCAACGGUGCCUGUGAUCCUGGAUGGUUUGGUGGGAAUGGGCAAACCUGUCAGAAAGGAAACAUUGCCUACAAACAGACAGCAACUUCAUCCCAAACUGAAUACUCAUUUCAUGGCUGGACUGCAGACAAAGUUGUAGAUGGGAACCGGGACCAGUAUGUGUUCGGCAACUCCUGCUUCAUCUCUUCUCUUUCCCGUGGAGCUGUGUGGACAGUGGACCUCGGACAGCAGUACAGGAUACACGACGUCAGGAUAUACAACCGGGCAGGAUAUAUUGAGCGGAUCAGGACUGCUGUCCUCUCCCUGAGUAACUCCAACAGCUCCACACCCGGCGUCACCUGCUACACAUUCCCCUCUGACACAGCUAAAACAAACAACAGCGUGUACGACGUGACGUGUGACGGCACAGGGAGAUACUUCACCAUCAGACAUAGCACAAUGCUAAAUCUGUGUGAGGUGGAGAUUUAUGUUUGUAGCCCAGGAGCCUUCGGCGAUAGCUGCAAUAUGUUCUGCCAUUGCCCCCAAGCAACGUGUGACCCAGUCAGUGGUGUGUGUCCAGGAUACUGUAGACCAGGCUUGCAGGGAGAGAGAUGUGAUACAGCAUGCUCAAGUGGAAGCUAUGGACAGAAAUGCAGCAAUGCUUGUACUGACAGGAAGUGUGCGGGAGACUCGCCAUGUGAUCACGUACGAGGGACAUGUGUUGCCGGGUGUGAGCCAGGGUGGAUGAGUGAAGACUGCAGAGAAGCAUGCUCAACUGGAAGUUAUGGACAGAGCUGCGGAAACUAUUGCACAGACAGGAAGUGUGCAGGAGACUCGCCAUGUGAUCACGUACGAGGGACAUGUGUUGCCGGGUGUGAGCCAGGGUGGAUGAGUGAAGACUGCAGAGAAGCAUGUGAUAUAAAUCAUUACGGAGCUAACUGUGACAAGACAUGUGCCUCCAGACACUGUGUGGGGAACUCUUCCUGUAGCGCAACAGGGAACUGUGACAGGGGAUGUGAUACAGGAUGGGCACAAGCGGACUGUACAGAAGAUGCGAGGUGUGUACAAGCCGCCGGGUAUAACGUGAGCCAAUUGGCUGUCGCAGUGGUUCUUGCAUUCGUGGCUGGUGCUGUAGUAGGUGCCAUCGUCAGUGCUGUUAUCUGGAGGAGAAGGAACAGAUGCCUACACAAGACAUCUGAAUCGCGCCCAACCACUGUAUCACUCGUUCCAACUGAACGACCGCAGGUCAGUGAAGACGUUUGCCCAGAAACUAGGACAUACGACAGUCUCAAUGCCGUCUCAUAUGACGCCAAGAUGAAAGGAGAGCCAUGCACCGUUAAAUCUGGCAAAACAGAUAUAGAAACUGAUGUCACUGUUCUGACGUCAUGUGACGUGUCUGACUCUAUCGCAGCAGGGACCUAUGAAACCCUUGACAACACGUCACGGGGAACGGAUGGUGAAUACAGUGAGAUCGGGAAGGUUGAGUGACUCUCUAUUGACAAACUUACUGUUUAAAUAAAAUGAUAUAUUGGUACUUGAACGUAUAUUCGCGACAGGUGCCCGUUAGCUCUAAGAUUUUUUUUUCUAUGUUCGUUGGUUUAAGAUUGUGAUAAAUAAAUUCAUUAUUUACGUAUUUCUGUAGCCUCGUGUCUAUUGACGCACAGACACUACACAGACACAGUUACAAUGUGAAUUGUGUAAGUUCAAUGAGAGCUAUGCUGUAACCCAAUGUCCUCUGAUGUGAACUGAUAAUAUUAAUACUUAAGACCUAACGUAAUUAAGAACUGACCUUCACUUUGUGUGAGU